This is a messenger RNA of Brassica oleracea var. oleracea, 1212 nucleotides long. Its product is annotated as myosin-binding protein 3. Lineage: Eukaryota; Viridiplantae; Streptophyta; Magnoliopsida; Brassicales; Brassicaceae. The record is from RefSeq and is a predicted model, not a curated record. The coding region runs from base 270 to 1055 and encodes 261 amino acids. The transcript has 2 exons.
UUAUCUGGAGAUACACUUGCAAGGAAAGUGCAAGAUAACUAAUGUUACGCCGACUCUUCCGUUUUAAUUGAUUUAGAGAAAGAAAAGAAAACGAAGAUCCUCUUCCCGGAGCAACUAGCCGGAGCUCUUCUUUUCUCUUAUUUGACUUUAAAAGUUCCAGGUUUCUCUUUUCAGAUCAUAAGGUUCAGUUCAGAUUGACAUGCUGUGAUUCCAGAUUCGGGCAAGAUUUGACUAUUGAUCGUUCGAGAGAGAGAGAGUCAGAAAACAAGAUGGACUAUUAUAGACCGACACUUUGUGAAAUCUUAGUUGCUUUUCUUGAAUUAGCAUUUGCUUAUUGUCUUUUAUGUGUAUCAGCUUUCGUCUUUAUUGCAUCCAAGUUCCUACCCUGUUCUGGAAGUCUUGGCUACCAAAACGUCUAUAAACUUCUCUUUGAUUGGCCAUUCGAAAUCAUACAAAGAAUCCAGAAUAUGGCCAUUACCAGUAGACCAAGAGUUUGGCAUCAUCAAGAACAAGAAGAGGAGAAGAAUUCGGUUAUUCAAAGUAAGAGCUUGGAAUUGAUGAAUAAGGUGAGGUUUCUUGAAAAAGCUGUUGAGGAAGAGAGAUUAGCUAGAGCUGCUUUAAUGGUGGAGUUGGAAGAAGAAAGAGCAGCUUCGGCAUCAGCAGCUGAUGAAGCUAUGGCUAUGAUUCUGAGGUUACAAGCUGAUAAAGCUUCCCUUGAAAUGGAAGGGAAGCAGUAUGAGAGGAUGAUCGAGGAGAAAUUUGCGUAUGAUGAAGAAGAGAUGAAUAUUCUCAAGGAGAUUCUCUUCAAAAGGGAGAGAGAGAAGCAUUUUCUUGAGAAGGAACUUGAAACCUACAGGCAAAGUGAUGAUGAUCGAGAUGAUGCUGGGGAUAGAGAACCGAUUGUGUAUGAUGUUCAUGUCAUUGAGGAUGAUAAAAAUUCUAAAAUGAAGCACGAUGGCACUGCGGUACACAAAGAGAGGGAAAAUGAUGAUCAGAUGAAGCAAAUGGAAGAUGUGUUAAAGGAUCAUGAUUCAUCGCCAUCACCUUCUUCAUAAAGUUCUUGUGUUUGUUAUAUAGUAUUUGCUUUUCUUGUUGACACCGUAUCUCUGCAAUCUGUGUUGGGUAUACUUGGUUUAACUUUGUGAAUAUCAAUGUACAAUUAUGGACAUCUAUACGCGCAUCAAAUGAAAGUAAUAAUGAAUGUUUUUUCCC